Messenger RNA from Clupea harengus (Atlantic herring), 2433 nucleotides. It is a transcript of the gene hsd11b2, whose product is annotated as hydroxysteroid 11-beta dehydrogenase 2. Gene Ontology annotation, cellular component: intracellular membrane-bounded organelle. Gene Ontology annotation, molecular function: 11-beta-hydroxysteroid dehydrogenase (NAD+) activity. Gene Ontology annotation, biological process: glucocorticoid metabolic process. Lineage: Eukaryota; Metazoa; Chordata; Actinopteri; Clupeiformes; Clupeidae. The record is from RefSeq and is a predicted model, not a curated record.
ACGCAGUGAGCGGAGCCCAUUCACUGGCUCUCACUCUGUCCGUCUGUGUAUUAAGAGUGUGUGUGUGUGUGUGUUUAUAUGUGGUGCUGACAGUGUGUGUGUCAGAGCUUGCAUGCUUCCUUGUGCGUCUGCAACAAGAACACUCAGGAGGCACAUGGUUGCUCAUUUGUAAGUUAGAUCUUCACUGUUACAGGAAGACAAGGGCAAGUGUAACUAAAGGACGGAGAGACAGUGAGGUGAGGAGAGAGAGAAAGAGAAAGAGAGGGAGAAGGCAGAAAAAGAGAAGCAUACAUACAAAGAGACACUGCUCAGAGACUACCCCCCCCCCCUACUCUGCUCUAGCCACAAUGGAAGACUAUGCAUUAUCCUUCUGGAUUUACAUGGGAGUGAUGUCGGUGUUUGUCGGCGGCGUGGUGAAGAAGACCUUGGCGUCCCACAUCAGUGCCAUGCCGUCGCUGGUGGCCUGGCUGGCCGCCACCGUUCUGCUGGAGAGGCUGUGCACCCUCUGCAUGCCUGCCUUCCUGGCUCUGGCAGGGCUGUGCGCUGCCUGCUGCCUCUACUCCUCCAGGCAGGCAACCCUGGACGCCAGCCUGCCAACUGAGGGAAAGGCUGUCCUUAUCACAGGUUGCGACACGGGCUUUGGGAAUGCUUCAGCUAAGUGUCUGGAUGCACUGGGCUUUGAGGUGUUUGCCACAGUGCUGGACCUGGCUGGGGAGGGGGCAGAGGAACUCCGGCGCACUUGCUCACCUCGACUCACAGUUCUGCAGGUGGACAUCACCAGACCCGAAGAUAUCCAACAGGCCCUACUUGACACCAAGGCACGGCUGGGCAUGAGAGGUCUGUGGGGUUUGGUGAACAACGCCGGAGUGUGUGUCAACUUUGGUGAUGCCGAGCUCUCGCUCAUGUCCAACUACAGGGGCUGCAUGGAGGUGAACUUCUUUGGGACACUGAGUGUCACCAAGGCCUUCCUCCCAUUGCUGCGGCAAGCUAAAGGCAGGAUCGUGAGCAUCUCCAGCCCCUCAGGAGAUCAGCCCUUCCCAUGCUUAGCAGCCUACGGAGCUUCCAAGGCGGCACUGAACCUCUUCAUCAACACACUGAGGCAUGAGCUGGAGCCCUGGGGGGUGAAGGUGUCAACCAUCCUGCCAGCAGCCUUCCGCACAGGACUAAGCAGUAACACCCAUUACUGGGAAAAGCAAUACAAGAACAUGAUCCAAAACAUCUCCCCAAGUCUUCUGGAGGAGUAUGGUGAGGACUACAUGCAUGAGACUAAAGAGCUGUUCGCCAGCCAUUCGAAGACGGCCCUGACAGACCUGAGCCCUGUCGUUAACACCAUCGCGGAGGCGCUCAUUUCGCCACAGCCUCAGGUCCGCUACUAUGCCGGCUACGGUGUGGGCGUCAUGUACUUUAUCCACUCAUACCUCCCUGUCAGCCUCAGCGACAAGUUCCUCCAGAAGCUGUUCAUCAAGAAGCAGCUCCUGCCACGAAGACUUCGGAAGCAGAACAGUCUAGGCAAAAUCCCCACUCACAGUAACAACAACAACAUCAGCAGUAUGAACAACAACAAUAUUAUCACAUCGGAAAAAUAAGAUGUAGUCUGUUGUAACGUUAAAGUUAUAGGACCGUUAAUGUAAUAUACUCAUAAUUAUGACUUUUUAGCAUUUUAUCUAUAUUGUGCAUUUGUAUCCUUUCUUCUGUUAUUUUUGUAAUGUUAUUUUGUCGUCUUGGAAGGGAUCAUUGAAUUGCACCCAAAAAGUAUACAUCACACCUGCAGUUCAUAAAAAGAUUAGCACAGUGUAACGUAUAUCAUAUGUACCACAACAGGUGGUGUUAUCUACUGUAGGACUUAUGAUGAAAUAUUCUGGUUCUGGUAUUUUUUUGCCCAUACUCUCACCAUUAGUGGCAGCAAAUUACAUUUUCAACCAACCAACACAAUGUCUAUGAGUGAAGAGAGAUCGCAUACAGACUUGAUGUGCCUUGGCUGCAUUGGCUUUGCUUUUGUGAAGUGUACUCAUAGAACCACCAAUAGGCAACUGAUUAGGUAUAUUCCUGUCUGCCUUGUCACAGUUGCCAUAAAGUGUGUCGGCAUCCAUGGUGUAAGAACUGCAUACACUGUGUCAGAUCUGCUGAUCCACCAGAAAUAACCUCAGAGCUCAAUUUUAUGAGACCAACAGAAGUGCUUUAGAUUCAAGGACCCAAUACUAAAUGUUGGUUUUGACGUUGAAUUGAUAUUUUAUGAGGCUGUUUUUUUGUUAUAUUUACAUAUUUGUUUUCCACACUACUACAUUAUUCUUUAAAUUUGAAUAUUUAUGCCAGUCCUGUUCAUGAAUCAAUUAAACUGUGAACUUUGUACAAAAAUACAAGACGGAAAAAAUAUGUAAAUUGUUCACCCUGUUCAUUCUUAGAUGGUAUUAAAGUUGAAUUUUUACAAAAUGA